GGAUUCGCUCGAGUUAUUACUGGCUUUUCUGGUUUGAUGUAUCAACCGCAACCAUCCGUUGAGUGCGAGUGGCCCGUCAUUCCGCGAUUACGUGACACAGAGUUCAUGACAAAUCCGUUAUCGAUAGCAAAGUAAAAUAAAAACGCUAAUCCGUGAAUUAGUUUAGCAACAAAAUUCACCAAAGAUGGUCGACCUCCGAAGUUUUUUGCUCGUAGGCUUUGCGUUGAGCACAUUUUCGGUACAAGUGUUCGGUAACAGAUCGUCGUUGUUAGAUAAGACGCUAAUUGAUAAUUAUUUUCAAUUAUUGAAAGAUGAAAACGAGAUAAAGGCCUGGUGGAAUAGAUUAGAUGAAAUUCGACGAUCUAAUCAUUCAUUGGAAUCGGAAGCUGAGAACGCGACAAAUAACGCAUCGGAUGAAAUAAUUGAGGGAUUUGGUGAUCAUCUUGAGGGAAAAGGAUUCCAACACUUCUCCCCAAUAUUUGACUACUCGUGCACGGUUGAAUCAGAUCUCACUGGAGGAACAACGCACUGGGUUAAUGUAUCCGGGGAACCUGCGGAAUUCAUCGUGAAAUCGGGUCAAUAUUUUCCCGCUAGAAGAACGAAGGUGAUAAAUGGCACGAGAUUCGGUUGUGCGUGUACUUGGAAAACAUGCUUACCACUCUGUUGUCCGUUGGGGCAGACGUUACGUGAUGAAAAAUGCGUCGAGGACCUCCAGAGCGCGACGUAUUGGCAGAUGAUCUCCACAUACAGUCAUGGAGGUCCCGAUUUUUUCUAUGCAGUCGACAGUUAUUGCCCGAUGGGCUGGAUAACAUUGAAUGCAUCGAAGUCGGUCCGGUAUGGAAAUUUUGUACCGGAACUGAAUGUUGAUCGAGUAGUAGACCACGUAUUUGGCUGCGUGUACGGAGAAUCUUGGAGUCGAGUUAUACCUUCGUUGAGGGUAUGUCUAACACCGCCGUGGUGGGCUAUAUUUUGCAUAGGCUGUCCGUGCGGUGCCGGUAUUGUGAUGUUAGUCAUUUUCAUAGUCUACUCGAUAGUUCCUAAACUAAAAAACCUUCAUGGUUUGAUGUUUCGUUCAUACGUCAUCACCUGCAUUGGCGUAUACGUCACAACGAUCACAUCUAUUGCAAAUUUCGCGGGGCCCCAUCUGGAACUUAUAAUAAUCGAGUGGUUCGUGCUGUUCUUCGGAUUUUCUGCUCUUCUUUGGACGAACUCUAUAAGCUUCGACAUGUGGCGAAAUUUUCGCUCCAUCCGAAGUGUAGAUCGCAAUAACACGACGAAGUCAGACUUGAAAAAGUAUAUUUGUUACGCACUCUUCUCGUGGGGUAGCCUUGCGAUCUUGAUCUCUUGCAUCAUCGCUGGCGUUGCGUGGAUUCCAAAUGGAGAUUUAACGUCAGUUUCGAUGCGAUGGAUAAAUGCCGGAGUAAAUUUGAUAAUAUACAGUUGCACAGCAAUUAUGUUCACUCUUACGGCGUUGACAAUCCAAAAACUUAAGAAAGAAACUGCUGGGCUCGUCGGCGGUGUUAACAGACACAGCGAAUCCGAACAGCGACGGUUCAACUUGUUUCUGAAACUUUUCUUAAUAACGGGUGGCCACACCAUCAUGUGGACGAUUUGGCUUUGCUGGGACACGGUGGAAACUACAGUGAUACUCUGUUCAGUGGAAUUAGUGCAGAGUUUGCUGAUAUUUUAUUUCCUCGUAUGGAAGAAUAACGUCAAACAAUCGCUCUUCACAGAAGUUCGAAAGCUCUCAUCAAGAAUCGUACAAGCGCUUUCACUUGCAGACUGCACCGUAAAAUACACCGAUCAGCUAGAGUGCAAAAUUUGAUCGUAUAUACGCGAUCGCCAUAUUUUUUAUCAUGUUCACAGAGGUUUUUCGAAACUGGCCUCCCGAACUUCCGCCUCAACGAAUCACUCACGUUUCUUGUUCCAUUAAAAGGAUAAUCGAUUUUAUGCUCUAUUCAUCGUAGUUGUAUUUACAAUUAGUUAUUUCCAAUGAAUGAAUAUUUUACAGUGCUCCAGAUUUCGUUGGAUUCAGGCCUUA
This is a messenger RNA of Athalia rosae (coleseed sawfly), 2041 nucleotides long. RefSeq lists its product as uncharacterized. Lineage: Eukaryota; Metazoa; Arthropoda; Insecta; Hymenoptera; Athaliidae. The transcript is spliced from 5 exons. The coding region runs from base 185 to 1825 and encodes 546 amino acids. Gene Ontology annotation, molecular function: G protein-coupled receptor activity. The record is from RefSeq and is a predicted model, not a curated record.